AUGGCCUUAUCAUCCAAACCCUAUACUCUCUCUUUCACAAUCUUUAUCAUCUUCUUUAUAUUUUACGCCAAGGCAACCAAACUUGGUUUCACAGUGGACCUCAUUCACCGUGAUUCCCCACUUUCUCCUUUGUUCGAUAACUCCACAACACGAUUCCAGAAAAUUCACAACGCUUUACGUCGAUCCACCAAGCGUUUGAAUCAUUUCUUCCCCGGUAAUAACAAUAAUCCUACUGCACAAACCAACCAAGAAGACGAUCCUGUAUCUGAACUUACUACCAGUGAAGGUGAAUACUUAAUGGCAUAUUCACUAGGAAACCCAGAAUUUCAAACUCGGGCUUUCAUUGACACAGGCAGUGAUCUUCUCUGGUUACAGUGUUUUCCCUGUAAAUCUUGUUACCCACAGAACACUCCUAAAUUGGAACCCUUACUUUCUUCCACUCAUAUAAACGUGGAUUGCAAUUCACAAAGAUGCAAAUCUGCCGGCGAAUCAGUGACCAGACCGGGAAGUAUCAGAUCUGACACACUCACACUUGGAUCUUCAAGUGGUGGGAAAGUGAAGUUUCCUAGGUUCAUAUUUGGAUGUGGGCAUAAUAAUAGUAAGUUUUCUCGUGGGACUUCUGGUGUUGUUGGUCUUGGAAGAGGUCCGUUAUCGUUAGCCUCACAGUUAAGUAAUUCCAUUGAAGGAAGAUUCUCGUACUGUUUGGUUCCUUCGUUUGAGGCUUCUCCUGGUAAACUGAAAUUUGGUGAGAAUGCUGUCGUUUCUGGAUCUGAUGUUGUCUCUACUCCUAUGGUCUCAAAAUCGCCACCAAAUUACUAUUACCUCACGUUGGAAGCAAUGAGCGUGGGAAACAAGAGAAUAGGGUUGACACCAGUGGUGGAGGGCAAUGUAAUCAUAGAUUCUGGGACAACAUUGACAUUCUUGCCACAAUAUUUCUACAACAAAUUGGAAGCAGAGGUUUCAGCAGUGAUGGACCGGACAGCAAAGCGUGUUAAGGACCCAUUUGGUAAGUUAAAGCUUUGUUAUGAGACACGAGGGGCUGAGGACAUUGGAGCUCCCGCCAUUACUGUUCAUUUCAAGGGUGCAGAUGUGAAGUUAUUUGAACUCAACGCAUUCAUUUUGGUGGAAGAGGAAGUGGAAUGCUUUGCUUUUAUGGGUGCUUCUUCAGGACCAUUUGUUUUUGGGAACUUGGCUCAGUUGAAUUGGUUGGUGGGUUAUGAUCUUGAGGAGGCUCUUGUUUCCUUCAAGCCUGCAGAUUGUACCAAGCUCUAA
Molecule: messenger RNA, 1272 nt
Organism: Neltuma alba
Lineage: Eukaryota; Viridiplantae; Streptophyta; Magnoliopsida; Fabales; Fabaceae
Product: aspartic proteinase CDR1-like
Exons: 3
Coding region: 1-1272 (423 amino acids)
Biological process (GO): proteolysis
Cellular component (GO): extracellular region
Molecular function (GO): aspartic-type endopeptidase activity
Source: RefSeq, a predicted model, not a curated record